CCUCCAGCAUCUUCUUCCAGCAUCGUCUUCCCCUCCGCUUCUCUUCUCUUCUUGCAAAUCUUUCACAUUCGAAGUCGCGCUGAAAUCUCUUCUUCGCUUUACGACUGUCAUCUUCAUUCUUGGUUCUCAGUAUGAAGGCCAUUUUGCUGCUGGCUCUACUGGGAGUGGCUUCUUCGCAAAACUUCCCUUCCAGUUCUUACGGGGCUCCUAACGGCGGCUUCUCAAAUGGCUUUGGGGGCUCUAAUGGUGGCCCCAGCAAUGGGUAUGGUGCUCCUCCAAGCAGAUCAUACGGGGCUCCAAAUGGCGGGUAUGGUGUCGAUGCCGAGAUAGCAGCUUUGUCCGAAAACAUUCCAGGUGGCGGCGUCCCUGGCGAAGACUAUCCAGUCUUGGCCUCCGUCCCUGAAACUGGCUUCUCUUGCGACGACCAGGCUGUCCCUGGCUAUUACGCCGACACCGAUCGUGAGGCUGGCUGCCAGGUCUUCCACAUCUGCCAGGACAGGCCCAAUGGACGCCGGCAGCAGGACUCCUUCCUCUGCCCCAACGGCACCAUCUUCAACCAACAGUACCUCGUCUGCGACUGGUGGUUCAACUUCGACUGCGCUGACGCCGAAUCCUUCUACUCCGUCAACGAACUCAUCGGGGUUGAUCCUAAUGCCGGUUACGGCUAUGGACCUAAUGGCAACGGAAAUGGAAGAAAUGGUAAUGGGGCAAAUGGCUACGGAUCAAAUGGCAAUGGAAAUGGCAGAAAUGGUAACGGUGCCAGCGGAUAUGGUUCAAAUGGCAAUGGAAAUGGAAGAACGAACGGCAAUGGCAGAAAUGGUAAUGGUGCCAGCGGUUAUGGUUCAAAUGGCAAUGGAAAUGGAAGAACAAACGGCAAUGGCAGCAACGGCUAUAGUUCAAAUGGAAAUGGAAACAGACGUAAUGGAUCAAGCAAUGGCAAUGGCAGAAAAAAUGGUAAUGCCAGAAAGAACGGCAAUGGCAACGGAAGAAAUGGCUACAGUAAUGGCAAUGGAAAUGGCAACAUCUUCAGCAAUGGUAAUGGCAAUGGGUACAGCAAUGUCUUCGGUAACGGCAACGGAAACGGCAAUGUUUUCGGCAACGGUGCAGGAGCCCCGUCCGAGAGUUAUGGAGCACCACCUACUGCUCCUUCAGAAGCUUACUCCGUCCCCUCUGAUUCCUAUGGAGUCCCGAUCUAAGUACAUUUUGACUUUACCGAUUUUACCUUGAAAGUACAAUCUUAUACGCUCUCAGUGUGGUUUCUAGUUGACGAUUUCUUUGCUAUUUCAAAUUUGCCUUGAGAAAUGUUUUAUCUACGUCUUACGAUUCCUUACGAUUCUCGAAAAUUUCUCUCCUUUUACUUUAAAAUAUUAUUUUAUCCACCUUUCAACUUCAACAUUACACAUUUCUAAGGCGAUUUCUUUUCACAUUUGAAAACCUCUUUAUUUCUAUCUCAGUUUAAAGAAACUUAUUUUACUCUUCAUUUUCCUGUUCUCUUUGAGUGUUUCUUUACCAUCAUUCCUGUCUCCUUAAUCUUUUGUACAAAGCUUCUUUUCUCAGGAUGUUAUGCAUGACAUUAUAAAGCCGUCCUUUUUUUCCAUUGAACUUUCACCUACGACGCCUGUGUCCUCCCUCAAGCUGGGUUAAAAAAAAUGAGGCACCCAAAUCUCAUCUUAGAAAUUCUCGUCUUAACUAAUAUUAUACUAUUCUUCUGAAAUUCAAUAUUAAGAAUUUUAGUUCCCUUUUAAACCUCAUAUCUUAUUUCUUCUGUAAAUAAAUUUCCAACCAGUCCUUGCUUCUGGCUAAGUGUUCUUAACUACUUAAUCGUAAAUAUUUCCUUAAAACAGGACUAAGCAUUUUCAUGUGUAGAUGUCCUGUUUCUGUGCGUUGUCUGAUAUGAUUGAUAACUUACUCUUUUCUUGGAAAUUCUUCUUACUUUUUCCAUGAAUUUCGAUCGCUCUCUGUAUAACUGUUUCUGUUUAUUUCACGAUGUUCGCUCUUUGAAAGUCUCCUCAUCUUCACAAGGCCGCUCUAAUCUUGCUCUUUUGUCUUCCGAAAGUUACCAGUCUUUGUAAUCGCGUUCUUCCCUUUACAUGAAGUAAUUCUUCAAGAAGGUUGUUCCUCUGUAUGCUUGUUCUUACUUUAGUGCCCCUUUCACCUUCUCAAGAGGUUUCCACUCUUCCUGCAUUUGUUCUUGCCUUUAAAAUGUUUCAAUUAUUUUGUGCUACUUCUCACCUUUUAAAAAAAUGUCCUAUAUUUGUAAAUUAAUGCUUGCCCUCAAUCAAAGUUAUCUAUUUUGCUGGCCCUCUCUGUUCUACUACGUUUCAUCAUUUUUGGAAACUUUUUCAUACUUCUACAAAUGGUUCCCCAUCUUGCAAGUCUGUUCUCACCCCAAAGAACUUCACCAUAAUUCUAUGACUUUAACUGCCUUAUUGAAAAAUGACUUAUCUUUGCAUGGUCAUUUUUGCCUUCUAAAUAUAAACUUCAUCUUUUCAAACUUCCCGUCUUUAUAUUCCAGAUCUCUUCUUUUCGAGAAAUUCUCUAUCUUUUUAUGACAGCAUCGACUUCUUUAGUUUCUUUAUCAUGCAGCUGUCUUUUAAAAUUCACCAUAUCUGAUUACAUGCUGCUCUUGCUGAGAAAAGAAGUUUUUGCUCUAAAAGUUUCCUAUCUUUCUAAACCACUUGUCAGUACUACUCAUAUAAGCAAAUUUCUUUUUUUAUUUAUUCUUUGUGGCUCUUUAUCUACCAUAAUUUUACUGAUGUCUGAAGGAAGCCGUUAGUAUAGAUUUAUUUUAUGACGAACAAUAAAAUCCGAGAUUACA
This is a messenger RNA of Macrobrachium nipponense, 2818 nucleotides long. RefSeq lists its product as uncharacterized. Gene Ontology annotation, cellular component: extracellular region. The transcript is spliced from 2 exons. The record is from RefSeq and is a predicted model, not a curated record. Bases 132 to 1196 code for a protein of 354 amino acids. NCBI's taxonomy places the organism in Eukaryota, Metazoa, Arthropoda, Malacostraca, Decapoda, Palaemonidae. Gene Ontology annotation, molecular function: chitin binding.